AUGGAUGGAUUAGAAGACCUACCUGAAGAUCUUGAGGAACUUGAUUUGUACGACAACCGAUUAACACAUGUUGGACAUUUGGACCACUUCACACCCAAAAUGACGACUUUAGACCUAAGUUUCAACAAUAUUAAGCAUAUCAAACAUUUGGAUCAUCUCACUGGUUUGUCUUCAUUAUAUCUUUGUCAGAAUCAAAUCAGCAAGAUAGUGGGAUUAGAUCAACUCAAGAAUAUCACAAACUUAGAGCUCGGUGCUAAUAAAAUUAGGGAGAUUAAGAAUCUGGACGGAUUGGUAAAUUUGGAGCAGCUGUGGCUGGGUAAAAAUAAAAUCACCAAACUUGAAAAUUUAGGCCAUCUCAAGAAGUUGAAGAUUUUGUCGAUUCAAGCAAAUAGAAUUGUGAAGCUUGAGGGAUUGGAGGAGUUGGAGAGUUUAGAGGAGUUGUAUAUCUCGGAUAAUGGCAUUGAAAAGAUUGAGGGACUUGAUAAUAAUACCAAAUUAACGACAUUGGACGUGUCAUCUAACCGGAUUUCCGAACUCACUAAUCUUCGAGGCCUGGUCAAUUUAGAAGAAUUUUGGGCCUCGCGUAAUAAAAUCAGCAGUUUCAAGAAUGUUGAAGAUGAGCUCGGUAAGCUUCCAAACCUCCACACAGUUUAUUUUGAACAUAAUCCUUUGCAAUUGGAAAACAAGGUCACAUAUCGUAACAAACUCCGUUUGGCGCUUGGUCCAUCGCUACAGCAGAUUGAUGCCACUUAUAUAAGAAAUUAA
This is a messenger RNA of Sugiyamaella lignohabitans, 765 nucleotides long. RefSeq names its product Sds22p (gene SDS22). Bases 1 to 765 code for a protein of 254 amino acids. The transcript has a single exon. Gene Ontology annotation, molecular function: protein binding. Lineage: Eukaryota; Fungi; Ascomycota; Dipodascomycetes; Dipodascales; Trichomonascaceae. The record is from RefSeq and is a predicted model, not a curated record.